CGGGAGCGGACGUCGCGUCACUUAUCCUGUGCCGGCUACAAAUAAACGCUAAUGUUUGCGCGUCCAGUGGUGCCGUCCCGACGACUUUUUCUAUUUUAAACUGUGUGUCCUUUACGUGCUAGGAUAUUGUAUCUUGGAUACUUAUAUGUGUUAUUGAAGACUGUUUAAGAAUUUGUGAUCGUUAAAUUGAAUGUUUGAUUUGAAAUAGUGUUUAAAGACAUAUAGUUUGGUUAAUUGUGCUGUGUAGUGAGAUGGAUUAUAGCUUCUAAUUGAAGCUCAUUAUAAUGUCGAAGACUUUGAACGCCUACAGAAUAAAGAAGAUCGAAUCCCUGGGCAGGAUGACGGCGAUGACGCAGGAGGAGAUGGUGGCCGGCGCGCGCACGGUUGCCGCGGGGCUGGAGGCGCUGCGGGCUGAGCACGCGCAGCUGCUGGCCGGCCUCGCCGCCAACACGCAGCACGAACACGAGAAAGCCGCCCUAGUGAGGAAGAGCAUUGACGCCAUCGAGCUUGGCUUGGGCGAGGCACAGGUGAUGAUGGCGCUAGCGUCACACCUGCAGUCAGUGGAAGCGGAGAAGCAGAAGUUGCGGACGCAGGUGCGGCGACUGUGCCAGGAGAACGCGUGGCUGCGGGACGAGCUGGCGGCCGCUCAGCAACGCCUACAGGCCUCUGAGCAGCGCGUCGCACAGCUGGAGGAGGAAAACAAACAUCUGGACUUUAUGGCCUCCAUACGCAAAUACGAUAGUGACGUGACAGAGGAGUCUGAGGGCAGCCGUAGCGGACCCGCAGACGGCAAGCGCGACGACCCCAUGGUCGACCUCUUCCCCGAUGACGACCACGACGACAACAGAAACAACAAAUCGAUGUCCCCUACCCCGCCGUCUCAGUUCGCGCAGCAGGUGAACGCGGGGUACGAGAUCCCUGCGCGGCUGCGCACUCUGCACAACCUGGUGAUCCAGUAUGCGUCUCAGGGCCGCUAUGAGGUCGCAGUGCCACUCUGCAAGCAGGCCCUCGAGGAUCUGGAGAAGACAUCGGGACAUGAUCAUCCUGAUGUCGCUACCAUGCUCAAUAUACUUGCCCUCGUAUACAGAGACCAGAACAAAUACAAGGAGGCAGCCAAUCUGCUGAACGAUGCGCUCUCCAUUCGCGAGAAGACGCUGGGCGAGAACCACCCCGCAGUCGCAGCCACUCUCAACAAUCUCGCCGUGCUCUACGGCAAGAGGGGCAAGUACCGUGAGGCGGAGCCGCUGUGUAAGCGUGCACUCUGCAUCCGGGAGGCGGUGCUCGGUCGUGAUCAUCCCGAUGUAGCCAAGCAGCUCAACAACUUGGCGCUGCUCUGCCAGAACCAGAACAAGUACGAGGAGGUGGAGCAGUACUACCAGCGAGCUCUGGAGAUCUACGAGAGCAAGCUCGGCCCUGAUGACCCCAAUGUUGCCAAGACCAAGAACAACCUCGCCUCCUGUUAUCUCAAGCAGGGUAAAUACAAGGAAGCGGAGACAUUGUACAAGCAAGUGCUGACGCGAGCACACGAGAGAGAAUUUGGAACCAUUGAUGGUGAUAACAAGCCGAUCUGGCAAGUGGCGGAGGAGAGAGAGGAGAACAAGCAUUUACAGAAGGAGAAUGCGCCAUACGGCGAGUAUGGCGGCUGGCACAAGGCGGCUAAGGUGGACUCGCCGACAGUUACAACUACCCUGAAGAACUUGGGUGCCCUGUACCGCCGCCAGGGCAAGUACGAGGCCGCUGAGACCCUCGAGGACUGCGCCCUCCGCAGCAGGAAAGAGGCAUUGGAGGGUGUGAAACAAAGUCGCGUGCGUCGUCCCGCCGGCCGCGACCUCGCCGAGCACACCAGCGAACACGACGAGGGCACGAACCAAGCAACCGAGCCGCGUAUGAACCUUAAAUCGAAACUGUUCAAUGCGCUAGGUAUCAACACAGGCAGUAACGCACCGCACCAGUAGUACACUAAGACCUAACCUAGGAUUUAAAUUUUAAGUAAUCACCCGCUUUAAAUGAUGUCUCUCAGAGGCUUUUGAACAAUUCUUAUGUUCUAAAGCAUUUCCCUCAUUAUAGAGGACAUCAUUUUCACAAUCACUGUCCGCUCUGUUGUGUUUUAUAGCGCCUUUUAUAAUCUGUAUUUUUUUUUAAUUCAUUUUUAAUCCAUGGCACAUAUCUAUGAAACGCAAAAUGGCGGGCUACGUAGCUUAGUAUUUAUUAGCAUGCUCUAAGUUUAAUUAUAAAAUAUCGUAAAAAGAAAUAUUAUAUUACAAAAUUAUGAGUGUUAGAGAAUUAUUUUGUAUGAGAACCGUCCUAUCAAUUACAAAGGAAUAUUUUACGAUCAUGACAAAAUAAUUUUAUAGACGGUGAGGUAAACAUUUUAUUUUAUAUCUAUUCAAUUUUCCAGUGCAAUUUUUAUUCCAUUGAGAGUACUGAUAAAUAAAAG
Papilio machaon (common yellow swallowtail) is the source of this 2437-nucleotide messenger RNA. RefSeq names its product kinesin light chain (gene Klc). Gene Ontology annotation, cellular component: membrane-bounded organelle; cytoplasm; kinesin complex. The transcript has 14 exons. The record is from RefSeq and is a predicted model, not a curated record. Gene Ontology annotation, biological process: microtubule-based movement. Lineage: Eukaryota; Metazoa; Arthropoda; Insecta; Lepidoptera; Papilionidae. Gene Ontology annotation, molecular function: kinesin binding. The coding region runs from base 285 to 1955 and encodes 556 amino acids.